AGUCUCAACCGUGUUAAAUCUUUAAGUGGCUAAAAACACAAUGCGUAAUUUGUCAACAGCUCAUCGUUCAUUUUCGUGGCCAAGUCAGAUUAUCAGCUGACUAUAAAAGGAUUGCCGGGUUUUUUCUUUCUUGUUUUUCUCCCCAAGAGCAAAUGCGUGUGCCUGACUCUCUGAGAUGCCUCCUGAUCCGCUCGCAUCGCCUGUGCGCUCUCGCCAAGGCGUUCCACCUGCUGUGCGCAGGCGGAACAGCGGCUUUCAGUGGCUUUUACCGAGAGACGGAGAGACGUCCCAUUUUUCUGCUGACUCAAGAGACAGCGUGUUAAGGGGGCUGUUUGCCACAGGAGACUGUAAACUAACCCGGAGACGGAAAGAAGAAAAAAAAAACACAUCUGGAGAAAGUCUUAAGAAAAUCCUACAGCAUAAAACUCUUGUAACAAUUUAGUCAAGUAGAUCAUUUCUCUUUCUUUUUUUUUCUCCCCGCAAUUUUUUUUUAAUAGCUUGUAGUCAGUGAUGUCGUCCAAUGAGAGCUCAGAAACCCAGUACAGGUCAGAGGUCAGAGGCUCCAACACCACCUGCUGCCAUAAGGAGCUGUCAGUCACGGCAUCGGUCAUCUCCAUGACUGUGGGCGUCUUCUCCAACAGCUUCGCUCUCUUCAUUCUGGUCAAAUCCUACAGCCGCCAUCGCAUCAAGUCAAAGGCGUCCUUCCUGCUGUUCGCCAGCAGCCUGGUGACCACCGACCUGCUGGGUCACCUGAUCAACGGCUCCCUGGUGCUGCACGUGUACCGCUUUCACAGGAAGUGGGACGCUUUCGAUCCCCACGGCGUCGUGUGCAGCAUCUUUGGGGUCUGCAUGGUGUUCUACGGUCUGAGCCCCUUAUUUCUUUCAAGCGCGAUGGCCGUGGAGCGCUUUAUCGGAGUAACUAAACCCAUCUUCCACUCAACGGUGUUGGCCUCCCACCACAUUAGAAGGCUGCUCGCGUUCACCUGGCUGCUUGCCGCCCUGGUGGCUCUGCUGCCUGUGCUGCUCAGGAGACCCUACGAGGUUCAGAGCUCCAGGAGCUGGUGCUUCUUCCACAUGGAGCAACCCAGGGACUGGCUCGAUGUACUGCUGCCUCUGAUCUUUUCCGUUCUGGGACUGCUGGCGCUGCUGCUCUCCAUCGUGUGCAACACCCUGGCGAGCUGUGCCCUGCUCCAGGGCACGCUGCGCCACAAGCACGGCCGCAGAGGCACGUCCUACCACCUGGAGAUGAUCUGCCAGCUGCUGGGUAUCAUGCUGGUGUCCUGCGUGUGCUGGGGGCCGUUACUGGUCCAUGUCAUCAUUCUGAGCACCAGAGCUAAAGAUGAGCCAUCCGGUUUCAGUCUGCUGACAACGGUGCGGAUGGCUACGUGGAACCAGAUCUUGGACCCCUGGGUCUACAUCCUGUUGAGGAGGGCUGUGCUGAAGAAAAUCUACAUACUGUUUCACAGCUGCUGGGGCUCAAAGCUUCACACCUCCCACCGCUGGCAGCGCAGCACGCUCGGCAGCUCAGGGGAGACGAGCAAAUCGGACUGCCUCCGCUACAGCAGACAGCCGCUGCCGGACACUGCCAUCCAAUACAUCACCUGAGCUUUGGUCGGAAAGGUUUGAUCCGACGACAAAACAGGACCAGGGCGUGGCAGCAUCUACAUGUCGCUGGGUGACUACAUAGUCGGCAGUGCAGUGCUCGUUAUGUGGCAUGAACAGCUCGUUAAAAAUCAUCAGCUCUGCUUUGUUUCCUAAGUAGCUCCUAAAAAGCUGUCUGAAAUCUUUAGUGCUGAUAUUUCUUCCAUAUAUAUAUAUAUAUAUAUAUAUAUAUAUAUAUAUAUAUAUAUAUAUAUAUAUAUAUAUAUAUAUAUAUAUAUAUAUAUAUAUGAGGAAUAUUUUCACUAUUUGUUGUCUCCAUGAAGGUAAUUGCCUCUGUUUGCCUCUGUGUCUCUGUUUUGAAUGCAGCUCCAGAAUAAUGUAACACAUUGACAUGUACUGUGUAUGAAUGAACUCAGCGUAGGAACACAAUUGCAUGAAAUCAAAAAAAUAAUAAUAUUUAUGUGAAAUGAUCUAGAACGAUCAUAGUUCUUAACUAAUACAUUUUGGUCGCGAACGUUUCUGCUUCGUUGCGGUACAGAGAAUGGUUAUUGCACGCUGCAGCAGAAUGAGCUGAUUGAUGUACAGCUGAGACUUUUUAUGUUGACCUUUACAGAUUUAAUUGUAAAUGGCUCCCAGCUGUUGAAGUG
Messenger RNA from Fundulus heteroclitus (mummichog), 2249 nucleotides. RefSeq names its product prostaglandin F receptor (FP) (gene ptgfr). Gene Ontology annotation, biological process: inflammatory response; adenylate cyclase-activating G protein-coupled receptor signaling pathway; positive regulation of cytosolic calcium ion concentration. Lineage: Eukaryota; Metazoa; Chordata; Actinopteri; Cyprinodontiformes; Fundulidae. Gene Ontology annotation, molecular function: prostaglandin F receptor activity. Bases 511 to 1605 code for a protein of 364 amino acids. The transcript is spliced from 3 exons. The record is from RefSeq and is a predicted model, not a curated record. Gene Ontology annotation, cellular component: plasma membrane.